UGUUUCUAAUACCAGAACAGCUGAGCUUUGAAAAGCAUGAUGGAAGCUGGAGAAUCGGCUGCCCCAGCUAACAUCUUAGAGGAUGAUAAUGAAGAAGAAAUAGAAAGUGCUGACCAAGAGGAGGAAGCUCACCCCGAAUUCAAGUUUGGAAAUGAACUUUCUGCUGAUGACUUGGGUCACAAGGAAGCUGUUGCAAACAGUGUCAAGAAGACUUCAGAUGACCUUGAACAUGAAAACAAACAAAAAGGUAACCAAACAAUUCUCAGGCAUUUUGCUUCAUUAUGACACACCCACGUGUGCCCUCUAAUAUGAAACCUUUUGUACUAGGUGCUGUUACUCUAUCUCUCCAGCCAUGGAAUGUCAAGCUUAGUGUAGUCUGUGAGUCCAUAAUAUUUGGAGUAAAGCCCUAUCUUUUACUGUCUAAAUACUAAGUUUGAAGAAAUUAGGGAAAAAUCUAAUCACAGUCCUCCCCAAAAUGUUUAUGGAAACACUCUGCUCUUGAAUAUAUUUUCAUCUCAUUAUUAGGAUCUUCAAAGGAAAGAAUAAUCACACUGUAAAAUGA
Messenger RNA from Castor canadensis (American beaver), 562 nucleotides. Lineage: Eukaryota; Metazoa; Chordata; Mammalia; Rodentia; Castoridae. The record is from RefSeq and is a predicted model, not a curated record.